GGGCCGUCCCGACUGGGCUGUCCCAAGCACCAGUUUUCAUUUCUCCACGAUGCGCGCAGCUGUGAUCGCAUCGUACCUCGGCCUUUUGGUCGCGUCCGCGGUCCACGGUGCCUGCUCAGCGUUUGACGAGAACACCGAUUACCCGGGCAACGACAUUGGCACGACCAACCAAGCCAAACCGGAAAACUGCUGCGCCGACUGCGCCGCCUUUAGCGGUUGCAAGGCGUACGUCUGGGUGCCACGGGACGGUGGCGUCUGCUUGCUCAAGAGCGAGGCCAGCGGCAAGUACCCGGCGCAAGGCGCCCGUGCCGCGACGCUUCUUACGUCCGCGCCGUCGCUCACGGGGUCCUGCCCGACGCCCGAGGCCAACACCGAUUACCCCGGGAACGACCUCGGUCGCACUCAACGGGCGUCCAUGGACCUCUGUUGCAACGACUGCGAGGCCACGAAGGGCUGCGCCCGCUACGUCUACUACAACGGCGACUGCAUUCUCAAGUCGGCGGGUGGCACUAAGAGCUCGUUUCCCGGUGCGACCGCCGCGUCGUUUGUUCCCAAAGGGUCGACGCCCGCGCCGCCCGUAGCGCCGACAUCGGCACCGGCAACUGGCAAGUGCUCGGCGUUCGAAGACAACACCGACUACCCCGGCAACGACCUUGGCACGACCUACCAAGCCAAGGCCGAGAACUGCUGCGCCGACUGCGCCGCUUUGAACGGUUGCAAGGCGUAUGUGUGGGCGCCGCGGGACGGCGGAGUUUGCUUGCUCAAGAGCGCUAGCAGUGGCAAGUCCUACGCCGAGGGAGCUCGUGCCGCGACGAUGGUCGUCUCCGUGCCACCGCUCACCGGCUCGUGCCCCGUUGUCGAGGCCAACACGGACUAUACGGGCAACGACCUCGGGCGCACCCAGCGCGCAUCCAUCGACCUCUGCUGCAACGACUGCGAGGCGACCAAGGACUGUGCCCGUUUUGUCUACUACGGCGGCGAGUGCAUUCUCAAGACCGGCGGCGGCACCAAGAGCUCGUUUCCCGGUGCAACCGCCGCGUCCUUUGUCCCGAAGGGCAGUGGCAACACCACGACGCCGGCACCGACGCCGGCGACCGACGGCACUUGCUCGGUGAUCGAGGAAAACACCGACUACGUCGGCAACGACAUUGGCACGACCAACCGCGCCAAGGCCGAAGACUGCUGCGCCGACUGUGUUGCCAACCCCGACUGCAAGGUCUACGUCUGGUCCCAAGGCGUGUGCAUUCUUAAGAGUGCCAACACGGGCAAGACGUCGUCGCCGGGGGCCCGCGCCGCGACGGUCCGAGCGCGUAUCCCGACGGCACCACCGAUGGUCGGGUGUCCGGCGAUCCAGGAUGACGUCGACUACCCUGGCAACGAUUUGACGACGACGUACCAAACGGCCGCCGAGUUUUGCUGCGCCGACUGCACUGGGACGCCCGGGUGCCGUGGGUUUGUCUGGAGUGCCAUGUCGGGCGCCUGCCGCCUCAAGACCGCUGUCGGGUCGCCCGUCAAGUCUGUUGGUAACCGCGCGUCGAUUCUUCCGCGCCUCAACACGGCCACGUGCUCGGACUUUCAAAACGACGUCGACUACCCCGGCAAUGACAUUGGUUCGACGAGCCGGGCGUCGGCCGCCGACUGCUGUGGGGACUGCGCCGAAUUCAACGGGUGCACACUGUAUGUGUGGUCCAACGACUUUGGUGGCACUUGCUACUUGAAGAGCGCCAAGUCCGACCCGUCGCCGUUCCCGGGUGCGAAAGCCGGUGUUUACACGCGGUCGGUGGCACCGGUGCCCGUCGUAACACCGGCGCCGGCACCGUCGGCCAUCAAAACGAGCGUCUUUGGCUCGUACCCGUCGCCGUCGGUCGCGUUUGCGUACGUUCCCAACAUGCAAUGGAUCCCGAGCUCCAAGCUCGAAGCCGGCGACAUUGGCGACAUUGACAUUCUCAAGCCGUUCCCGCUGCCGUCGCCCGCCGAAAUGAUGGCGGCCCACGACGCCAAGCCCAAGCCGCUCCUCGAAGAAGGCACCAACACGCUCUACUUUCCGCUGGCGCAGUCGGUGGGCGAGUGCGCCGUCAUGACGAGUUCGUCCGGGUACGCCUUCUUCACGUACGUUCCGUCGACGCAAAUCUGCGUCGUCCACAACUUUGCGUCGCCGACAACGACGACGUUUGCCUUGUUCCCGACGCAGUCGCCCAUGGUGCUCUCCCAAGCCGUGCCGCAAGACUUUCAACUCGGUGUCGACACCAACCCGUCGUCGACGCUCGCCGGCUGCCAAGCCGGGUGCAGCAGCCUCGCAGCGUGCGCAGCCGUGACGUACACCGACAAGACGUGCACGUUCUAUGGCCCGGCGCCCGCCAAGCAAGCUGGUAUCCUCGCCGGGUGGGUCUCGGACCCGAUCUCGUGGAACGAAGUGCCCAACAGCAUGCAGUACCUCACGAUGCCGUCGCGGUCGUUGGAUUUGACCAAGUACACGACGCAAGUGGCGACGACCGCCAAGACUGUCGGCGACUGCGCCUUGGCCGCACAGCAGAAGAAGCUACCGCUCUUCAGUUUCGAAAUCAGUGCGAAGAAGUGUACGCUUGUCAAGGCCGCGAGUGCGGCGGCAACGACAUCGACGCUGCUAGUCAACUACCCAGCGUCGCCGGUCGUUCUCUCAAGCGCGGCUUUUGCGACCGGGUUGACCAAGACGGCGGUGGCCAACAUGGCGUCGGCGGCCGACUGCCACAAGGCCUGCGUCCCGUCAGCAUCGGGCUGCCUUGGCACGACGUUUGACGCGGCCGCCAAGCGCUGCGAGCUCCUCAUUCCGGCGUAUGCACCAACCACGACGCUCGGCUGGAUCGCCGCAAGCUCACUGCCCACCGGUGCGGUCUCGCCGUCGUCCGUGCACAUGUAUGUCAACGCGCACCAAGACGACCACGAGCUCUUCAUGUCGGCCAACUUGUACGACAGCUUUGCGUCCACGUCCACCAAGAUCGUCAUGAUCUACAUGUCGGCGGGCGAUGCCGGUGCGCGCGACGGGUGGUACCAGGCGCGCGAAGCUGGCACGUUGGCGUCGGCGCAGUCGUUUGUCAAGCUCUUUGGCCUCUACAAUCCCGUACGCAAGACCGAGAUCAUGACGUUUUUGGGCCACCAGAUCACCAAGGUGACGCUCGGGAACGCCGUCCACUACUUUUUGCGGCUGUCCGAAGACGGCAUGUCGAAUCUGCCGAACAACAAGGCUGCGUCGCCCAUGGACCGUCCGAGCGAGUCGUAUGCCAACGUCGCGGCGCUCCGGUCGGUGGUCGUCGGCCUCAUGAAGUCUGAAGCCAAGGGCAUUGGCAACGCUGUCGUCAACUCGCAGCAGUUUAAAGAUGUCGACCACGUCUUGCAUGCGAUGGCCGGUCAAAUUGUCUUUGAUGGCGUCGCCGGUGACGCGACCUUGAGCAAGUGCUUGACGCAAAACUACUUUUGGGGCUACCAGCGCUGGCUCGACACGAUCAACAUGAAGGACCCGUCACUCUCGUCGCAGCGCAGUAUGUGGUGGGCGCUGCACAAGGCCAUCGUCAAGGUGUACCCCAACAACUCGCCGUGGUACGACCAUUGCCAAUCGCUCGGCCGCCAGUACUUGGCCCUCAACGUUGCCGGGUCCGGCAAGUGCUAAGACCAAAUAAUACUGUGUGACAUCAUUUCUUUGUACAAAA
Saprolegnia diclina VS20 is the source of this 3683-nucleotide messenger RNA. RefSeq lists its product as hypothetical. The transcript has a single exon. Gene Ontology annotation, molecular function: protein binding. The coding region runs from base 50 to 3643 and encodes 1197 amino acids. Gene Ontology annotation, cellular component: extracellular region. The record is from RefSeq and is a predicted model, not a curated record. NCBI's taxonomy places the organism in Eukaryota, Oomycota, Saprolegniomycetes, Saprolegniales, Saprolegniaceae. Gene Ontology annotation, biological process: proteolysis.